Messenger RNA from Salpingoeca rosetta, 1680 nucleotides. RefSeq names its product isovaleryl-CoA dehydrogenase. The transcript is spliced from 13 exons. Gene Ontology annotation, molecular function: flavin adenine dinucleotide binding; 3-methylbutanoyl-CoA dehydrogenase activity. Gene Ontology annotation, biological process: L-leucine catabolic process. The coding region runs from base 43 to 1332 and encodes 429 amino acids. The record is from RefSeq and is a predicted model, not a curated record. Gene Ontology annotation, cellular component: mitochondrion. NCBI's taxonomy places the organism in Eukaryota, Choanoflagellata, Craspedida, Salpingoecidae.
UUUUUUUGCUUUGCUUGCAGCUCCUCCACACUAAGACCCAAGAUGAUGGUGGCUGGUGUACUUGUUCGUGCUGGCGUGAGCGCUGCUCGCACUGGCGGCGUUGUGGCCGCUGCGGCCGUGGGUGCCGCCAACCGCGGAGGCGCACCCUGGGCCGGCGUGCGCUCCAUGAUGACAGACACCGUGAGCGACCUCACCGACACCCAACUCGAGCUCAAGGAGACAAUCAACAAGUUUGCGCAGCAAGAGCUUGCCCCCUAUGCGCAGGACAUUGACAAGAACAACGGCUGGGACAACCUUCGGGAGUUCUGGAAGAAGCUGGGUGACCUUGGCCUUCUUGGCAUCACCGCACCUGAGGAAUAUGGUGGCUCUGCCCUUGGCUACACGGAGCACGUGAUUGCCAUGGAGGAACUCUCCCGCGCCUCUGGUUCCAUUGCUCUUUCCUACGGUGCUCACAGCAACCUGUGCGUGAACCAGAUUGUUCGCAACGGCAACGAGGAGCAGAAGCAGAAGUACCUGCCCAAGCUCAUCUCUGGCGAGCACAUGGGUGCGCUGGCCAUGUCGGAGCCCGGCUCUGGCUCGGACGUCGUCUCAAUGCAGCUCCGUGCACAGGAGGACGGCGACUCGUAUGUGCUGAACGGCAACAAGUUCUGGAUCACCAACGGCCCCGACGCCGACGUGCUCGUCGUCUACGCAAAGACAGAUAUGAGCGCACACCAGCACGGCAUCACCGCGUUCCUCGUGGAGAAGGACUUUGAAGGAUUCAGCACUGCGCAGAAGCUUGACAAGCUUGGCAUGCGUGGCUCAAACACGUGCGAGCUUGUUUUCGAGAACUGCCGCGUCCCAAAGGAGAAUGUGCUUGGCGAGGUGAACAAGGGCGUGUAUGUGCUCAUGUCUGGUCUCGAUCUUGAGCGCCUCGUCCUCGCCGGCGGCCCACUCGGCCUCAUGCAGGCCGCUGUUGAUGUGUCCUUUGAUUACGUGCACGAGCGCAAGCAGUUUGGCAAGCCCAUCGGUACCUUCCAGAUGAUGCAAGCCAAGCUGGCUGACAUGUACACGACGCUCAGCGCCAACCGCGCAUAUGUCUACUCCGUCGCCAAGAAGUGCGACAAGGGCAUUGUCGAGAGCAAGGACUGUGCUGGUGUGAUUCUUUACUCUGCCGAGGCCGCCACCAAGGUUGCCCUCGACGCCAUCCAGUGCCUCGGCGGCAACGGGUACAUCAACGACUACCCGACUGGGCGCAUCAUGCGCGAUGCCAAGCUGUACGAGAUUGGUGCCGGCACGAGCGAGAUCCGCCGCCUUCUCAUCGGCCGCGCCUUCAACUCCAUGUACCGCUGAGCACACACCACGCCACGUGCCCCUGAUGCUCCUGUCUGUGGCCCUUUCUCCCUUCACCCUCCCCCUUCUUUGUAGUAGCUGUCAAUGCUUUUGAGUAUGUGUGUGUGUGUGUGUGCUUGUGCAGAUGUCGUCCUUCCAUCCAUCUCUGCCCGUGUCUCCUCCGUUGUCUCUGCAUCCUGCUAUGCGUGAGUCAAGUCUGUGCUAGUGGCGUCGCUGCUGCUGUGCUGUUGGCUCCCGCCCCCAUGGUGUGGUGAUGUGUGCUGCACGUGCGUGCUUGUGUUGUGCGCCACUGCUGGCGAUAUUGCGCUGCCCUGCUGUUGUGGUCCCAAUAGAGACGUUGCAGUGGCA